Messenger RNA from Caenorhabditis angaria, 1436 nucleotides. NCBI's taxonomy places the organism in Eukaryota, Metazoa, Nematoda, Chromadorea, Rhabditida, Rhabditidae. The record is from the annotation of a GenBank genome assembly.
AUGGUCAAAAAACCAGAAGAUAUUGAUUCGGAUUUUGCGAGAGUUGGAGUGAAAAUGUGAGUCGCAAACAUAAAUAUUUGCUCAAAAAUGUGCUCUAGCCUACAAAAUGUUUCACUAAAUAAUAAACCAAAAAACUAUUUGCAUUACAGCGAACUUGCUGAUAAGGAAAGAACAUUCGAUAUCGAUUCAUUUGAGCGAUUUGUGAGCGAAGCGAUUCGCGAAGUUUUCGGCAAUUGCGGUCCAGUUGUCAAGGUUUCCGAAUUCAAUUCUUCAACUCUUCGCGGUUCAAUUGUUGCUCCGGGAAACGAGGCGAAAACUGUUUGGGCUGCUCUAUCAGCCAAGGGAAAGUUUCAGGGACAACGAAUUGCGGCGCAUCUUCAUAGUGUGAGUGAUAACUUGUUUUUUACAAGAGAAAUAUAUGUUUUCUAGCAUUUUUUCGACCAGGAUCCCUGAAAUUGCAGAAAUUUUGGGAUUUUUGAAGAUUUUCAACCUAGAAAUUGCUGAAAUUAAGAAUUUUCAGCUAAAAUUCAGGUUUUUGAGCAAUUUCCAGGUGAUUUUUAUCAAUUUCAGGCCGUUUUCAUUCAAAAAUCCAAAUUUUCAGCUAGAUUCAGUCAGUUUUCAAUAAAACGCUGGAUUUUUGAGAUAUUUCCAGUGGAAAUUAAGAUUUUCAGCUAUUUGUAACUGAAAAUCUUCAUUUUCACUGGAAAUAGCUCAAAAAUCCAGUUUUCUAUUGAAACUUGACUAAAUUUAGCUGAAAAUUUGGAUUUUUGCUUGAAAAUGGCCUGAAAUUGAUACAAAUCACCUAUAUUCAAUGGAAUUGCUGAAAUUGCUGAAAUUCAGAAUUUUUAGCUAAAAUUCAAGUUUUUGAGCAAUUUCCAGGUGAUUUGUAUCAAUUUCAGGCCAUUUUCAGUGAAAAAUUCAAAUGUUCAGCUGAAUUUAGUCAGUUUUCAAUAAAAAACUGGAUUUUUCAGAUAUUUCCAGUAAAAAUUAAGAUUUGCAGCGAUUUGUAUCAAUUUUGAGUCGACAAUUCAAAUUUUCAGUUCGAAAAUUUCGAAAAAUCGAGGUUUUAGGUGCUGAAAGCGAAAAUUUGGACCCAAAAUUGAUACAAAUAGCUAAAAAUCUUAAUUUUCACUGGAAAUAUCUGAAAAAUCCAGUUUUUCAUUGAAAAUUGACUAAAUUUAGCUGCAAAUUUGGAUUUUUGACUAAAAAUGACCUGAAAUUGAUACAAAUCACCUGGAAAUUGCUCAAAAACCUGAAUUUUAGCUGGAAAUUUUGAAUUUCAGCGAUUUCUAAGCUGAAAAUCUUGAAAAAUCCCGAAAUUUCACAUCCUGAUCGAAGAAAUGCUAGAAAACGUGUAAAAUACGUGAAACGUGUACUGAAAAAUGUCAUUUUUUAAUUUUCAGUUAACCGAAACCGACAUCACCAACAUUUUCUAA